Molecule: messenger RNA, 1970 nt
Organism: Galleria mellonella (greater wax moth)
Lineage: Eukaryota; Metazoa; Arthropoda; Insecta; Lepidoptera; Pyralidae
Gene: EndoG
Product: endonuclease G, mitochondrial
Exons: 6
Coding region: 167-1093 (308 amino acids)
Biological process (GO): apoptotic DNA fragmentation
Cellular component (GO): mitochondrial inner membrane; nucleus
Molecular function (GO): metal ion binding; RNA endonuclease activity; nucleic acid binding
Source: RefSeq, a predicted model, not a curated record
GUCAGUAGGUAUCUAGAUGUACCUAUUAUCUGUGGUAUCUAGUUAUUUUAAUGUACUUAUUGUAUUUUGCUCGUUUCUUUUUCGAAGAUCUUGUAUAUAGUUUUGUUUCAUUGUUGAAUUGAAUUAAACUUCUAAUUAAUCUGAUGUGUAUUAUAUAUUAUCUGAAAUGAUGCGUAAACGGUUGCUCCAUUUUGUGCAAUUAGGCACUGUUGGUAUAGCCGGUUAUUUUAUUGGACAGCAUGGGCUUAAAAAUGACGAUAACGAUGAUUCUUUUCUGAUAAAUGGUAAAAAAAUUAGAAAAAUGCCUGGUUUGCCCAUUUACGGCACUGUUUCAGCGGCAGCUCCUUACACGGACAGUAGCUCAGCCAAAUAUCGGGUCCCCGAAAUAAUGAAAUAUGGCUUUCCUGGUAUGGAUAAUGUUCAUUCAUAUGAUGAUUAUGUGCUGUCAUAUGAUCAAAGGAACAGGGUACCACAUUGGGUGUUUGAGCAUCUAACAAAGGCACAUGUGACGAAAAACAAUGAAGUAGACAGGAGUAAAUGCGAGUUCAUGCCAGAUGAAAGUAUACAUCCAUUUUUUAGGUCUCAAAAUAGUGAUUAUAAGAGGUCGGGCUUUGAUCGCGGCCACAUGGCUGCCGCUGGCAACCAUCGCAUCUGUCAGAAACAUGUCGAUCAGACCUUCUACCUCAGUAAUAUGGCGCCACAGGUGGGCGAAGGAUUCAACAGGCAUGCAUGGAAUAGAUUAGAGAAACAUGUCAGGAAACUGACCAGAGUAUAUGAUAAUGUAUACUGUUGUACUGGCCCACUGUACUUGCCCAGAAAGGAAUCCGACGGCAAGUCGUACGUCAAAUAUCAGGUGAUAGGCGCGAACACGGUCGCGGUGCCGACGCACUUCUACAAGGUGGUAGUGGCGGAGGCGGCGACCGGCCAGUUGCACAUGGAAUCUUACGUGAUGCCCAAUCAGAAGAUACCUGAUGAAACGCCAAUUACAUCCUUCAUGGUCUCACCCGAAGUGAUAGAGCGGGCGGCCGGUUUGCUGUUCUUUAACAAACUCGACAGGUCUAAAUUGACCUCUAUUAAUGGACGAAAAGUGUAAUAUUAUCGCCAGUGGAUUGUGAUCUUUUUCCCGUUAGGAAUAAAAUUUGAAAUUAAGAUUUACAAAGUAAAAUUAGUACUUUUAUUCGCCAGGUACAUGCAACAGACCCGUGUGCGGUAUACAAUGUGUUCUCUCAUGCCUGACAAAAUGUAUUUCCCAUAUUUUUACCGCAGCAUACUUAAUACGUAUUUAAUAACGGCUUAAAUAUACAAAUAAAUUUAUAAUUCUAUCUACACUGUAAGGGACUAGUCAUGAAGAUAAUAAAAGAAGAAUGAAGAUUUAACAAUUAAUUAUAUACAAGUAGUUGUAUCCCGCGGUUUCUCGCGCGUGAAUCGGUACAUAAAGUAACCUAUAUGCUAAUUAGGAUAUAAUCUACCUGUGUCUAAAUUUCAUUCAAAUCUGUUCAGUAUUUUUUGCGUGAAAGAAUGACAAACGUACAUCCAUUAUUACAAACAUGCACAUAAUAAUAAUAAUAAUAUUAUUUUAAUAACUCAAUUUAUGAUUGUUGUUAGAGUGUAGGUUGUAAGUAUAUAUAAUAUCUUUAUAAUGUGACUUUAGUCAUAAAACUUCUGUAUUUGUAAAGGUGGAUAGUUCCUUAAAAGAUUUUUUGUAUGUAUGGCUGUAUUUUUUAUACAAUCUAUUAAUGUAUGUUGAAUUAUGUGAAGAGAAAAAAGUAAAAGAAAUUUCCAAUAGUAGGUAGUUGUAAUUAAAAUUAAAUAGAUUCAAGAACAGACGUAGCCAAUUGUUAGUUUAAAUAUAUUUGUGAUUGUGUGCAGUUAGUUAAAAUAUCUUGUGCAAUAUAAUUGUUAUUAAUAAAUCAUGUAAAUAGUCAAUUUUAUUAGUUUUAUGUUUUUGAAAUAUAUUGUUAUUGAAAAUA